Molecule: messenger RNA, 1667 nt
Organism: Cornus florida
Lineage: Eukaryota; Viridiplantae; Streptophyta; Magnoliopsida; Cornales; Cornaceae
Product: thioredoxin H4-1-like
Exons: 5
Coding region: 1051-1473 (140 amino acids)
Source: RefSeq, a predicted model, not a curated record
UGGGAAAAGGUAAUUUUAUAUGCUAAAUGAUGAAUUACCAAGCUUCGAGUCAAGCGUUAAUAGUGGUUUUUCAUGAUGUUUUUUCACUUCUUAAUACUUGUACAGGUUCUUCUUUAUUCUAAGUGUCUCGGGGAGGCAAUGUUGUAACUAAUUUAUUCAGCAAGAAGGCUCUAAUGGCCUAUUGUGGAGAUUUGGAGUGAAAUGUGUCGCUCAAGUGCAAAGGCGAAUUUAGGGGUGGGCGAAGAUGGGCUGCAGUGUACCAUACUACUUUAAGCCCAGCACAAAAAAAAAAAAAAAAAAAAUAUUAAUGGUGGCCCAUCCCAAAUUAGCCCAAUUCAAAGUUAGCUCACCCCAUUCAGAAAUGCUGGAUACGCCGGCUCCUAAAUGCUGUAUUCUCUGACUGUAAUUCUCAUUGUUCUUAAUGUCAUGGUUUGUCUUGGUGAAGAAAAAAAAUAUCAUAAAAAAACCAAUGUUCACAGUGACAUUUCAUUCGUUUUGAAGUAAGAUAAGAUAUAUUGUUAAAAAAUCAAAAAAAAAAUAAAAUUAAAUAACAAAAAAAAUAAAAAAAUUAAAUUAUUAGCUAUGGAGUAUAAUUUUUAUGUCCAUGAGAAGAGCAUAAAGUAUACCACUCUUUUUUUUCUUUUUUUUUUUCUUUUUCUUUUUCUUUUUUUCAUAAAGUACACCUACUAAAUAUUACCCAAAACUCCAAGGUCAUCAAGGUCACAUAUUUCUUUAACAAGGGCAGUUUCGUAGUAACGCAUUUUUAGAAAGUUAGUUACGCCAUUUUCAUAUAGGCCUUCUCUUUCUAUUUUAAUAAGGCCUUCUCUUUCUAUUUUAAUAAUAAUAAAAAAUAAAAAUUAAUAAUAAACAUUUUCUUCAUUUUCCAGAUUCUCCAUAGAGCCAAUGAUGAUUUCCUCGCGGUUUUUCUCGUUUGCCGUUUCAUUUUCUCCGAAAUGUCGGAUUGCCAACACUUCUAAUCCGUUCCAUUGAAAGAUUUUCUACUUUAAGGGUGCUACCGUAGUUCUACCCCAGUUCAGUUGUCCAGAAUCAAUGGGAAAUUGCUUAGCCAAAUUAUCUGGACAAAAAAAUGAUAAUGACGAGUGUAUAACAGGAGAUUUUACCAGUAAAAAUGUUCACCUCAUAACAACCAUUCAAAGCUGGGAAGAAAAGCUUUCAGAAGCAAACAGGGAUGGCAAGAUAGUUGUUGCAAAUUUCAGUGCAGCAUGGUGUAAUCCUUGUAGAGUGAUAGCACCGGCCUACUGUGACCUUGCUGAUAAAUAUCGUUCUAUGAUAUUCUUAACCGUGGAUGUUGAUGAGCUAACUGAGUUUAGUACGUCAUGGGAUAUCAAAGCCACGCCAACCUUCUUCUUCCUCAAAGAUGGAAGGCAAGUGGACAAACUUGUUGGAGCCAACAAGCACGAGCUACAGAAGAAGGCUGCUGUCAUUGCUGAAUCUACAACCAGGCACAAGUAAUCGAUUAUUUCAUAAUUAUGUCCCGAUCUCACAGAGAGUGCUAUGUACAAUUUUGUAGACAGCUGAAAUGGUACUGCCAUGCCCCCAAAAUUUACGUGCCAGAUUCCAUUAAAUGUGUGCAUAAUUUGAGAUGUUUGUCACCAACACAAUUUUACAAUUAACUCUUCAAUAAAUUUUGUCCAUAUAAUUUCCAG